Olea europaea var. sylvestris is the source of this 2105-nucleotide messenger RNA. RefSeq names its product chlorophyllide a oxygenase, chloroplastic-like. Gene Ontology annotation, biological process: chlorophyll biosynthetic process. The transcript is spliced from 9 exons. Gene Ontology annotation, molecular function: chlorophyllide a oxygenase activity; 2 iron, 2 sulfur cluster binding; iron ion binding. The record is from RefSeq and is a predicted model, not a curated record. Lineage: Eukaryota; Viridiplantae; Streptophyta; Magnoliopsida; Lamiales; Oleaceae. The coding region runs from base 117 to 1727 and encodes 536 amino acids. Gene Ontology annotation, cellular component: chloroplast.
UCAACAAAACAAAAAUCUCUCACAAAAAUGUUUCACAACUUUGAACUUUCUCUUCCUUCCUUCCUUUUCUGCCUACCCGAAGUCUCCGUUAAUUUUGAAACGCACCUUCUUCGGCCAUGUCCGCCAUUGCUGCUGCUGCUGCUGCGCUUUCUAUUCCUACCUCUCUUUGUCGUUCAUCAAAGUUUACCGCCAAAAAGGCUGUCAAGGGAGGCUUUGCAGUGUCAGCUAUCAUAGGGGAGGAAGGCGAGUUGGUUGACAGGAAAAACCUAUGGAUGACUAUUUUUGAAGUAGAAGAUCCGAGGUCUAAAGUCCCUCAAUGUAAAGGCAAGUUCUUGGAUGUGAAUCAAGCUUUAGAAGUGGCUAGAUAUGAUAUACAGUACUGUGAUUGGAAGGCUCGGCAAGAUGUUCUUGCAAUCAUGCUUUUGCAUGAAAAGGUUGUACAAGUAUUGAACCCUCUUGCCCGUGAAUACAAAUCGAUUGGUACCCUGAAGAAGGAACUCGCAGAGUUGCAAGAAGAGCUGGCAGUAGCUCACAAUCAGGUACAUAUUUCAGAGGCAAGGAUUGGCACUGCUUUGGACAAGCUAGCUUACAUGGAAACUUUGGUUAAUGAUAGGCUAUUGCAAGAUAGAAACACGAUGGAAUUUAACGUGUCAACCUCUACCCCGAGCACUUCUACAGAAUCUCUUGAUACUGUCAAGACCAGGCAGCCGAGAAGAAGCCUCAAUGUGUCCGGUCCUGUCCAAUCUUACCAUGCCCGUUUGAAGAAUUUUUGGUACCCUGUUGCUUUUUCUGCAGAUCUGAAGGAUGACACCAUGGUUCCAAUAGAUUGCUUCGAGGAACCUUGGGUAAUCUUUCGUGGGAAAGAUGGAAAACCUGGAUGUGUCCAGAAUACUUGUGCUCACCGGGCCUGCCCACUUCAUCUGGGUUCAGUAAACGAGGGUCGCAUCCAGUGUCCUUAUCAUGGAUGGGAAUACUCGACCGAUGGAAAAUGUGAAAAAAUGCCGUCGACUAGAUUACUUAACAUAAAAAUCAGAGCAUUACCAUGCCUUGAGCAGGAGGGAAUGAUAUGGAUUUGGCCAGGCGAUGAUCCGCCUACAGCUAACCUUCCUUCUUUACUACCUCCAUCAGAAUUUCAAAUACAUGCUGAGAUCGUGAUGGAACUUCCCGUAGAACAUGGACUACUACUGGACAACCUUCUGGAUCUUGCACAUGCUCCCUUUACCCACACGUCUACCUUUGCUAAGGGAUGGAGUGUUCCCAGCUUGGUGAAAUUUUUGACGCCUGCAUCUGGUCUGCAAGGAUACUGGGAUCCCUAUCCAAUAGAUAUGGAAUUUAGACCACCUUGUAUGGUAUUAUCAACAAUUGGAAUCUCAAAACCCGGGAAAUUAGAAGGGCAAAAUACUGGAGAGUGUUCAACACAUCUUCACCAACUCCAUGUUUGCUUACCGUCGUCAAGACAGAAGACUAGGCUAUUGUACAGAAUGUCGCUUGACUUUGCUCCUGUACUGAAGCACGUUCCUUUCAUUCAAUACCUGUGGAGACAUUUUGCUGAAAAGGUAUUGAAUGAGGAUCUACGGCUUGUUCUUGGCCAGCAGGAGCGCAUGCUCAAUGGCGCAAAUGUUUGGAAUUGGCCAGUGUCAUACGAUAAGCUGGGAGUAAGAUACAGGCUAUGGAGAGAUGCAGUUGAGCAAGGAUCUAAAAGAUUACCCUUCGAGAAAUCAGCAUAAAAAUUGUUUCACAAGUAGAUUUGUUAUUUCUUAUAUUGCUUCUCCUCACAACAUAGCUCCUGUGCAUUUCUGAUCCGAGAUUCGGAAUUCCUUUGUCUUGGAAGUUACGACUGAAAAUUCUCCUAAGUCGAGGAAAGGUGAUCUCCACAUACACCCCCCGUAAAAAGAAAAGUUUACACUUCUAUUUUCUGUCAUUUUUUUAGUGUACAGUUCUGAAACAGAGCCACUUCCUGCCCGUCCUUGCUGAGGGCGCAAGGGUCAUUUUUGUUUUUGACCCUGUCACCGAAAUGUAUGAUAUUGUCAUUCCGUUCUUGAUAUAGCUGAAGAUUUGAAUCUGAUAACUGAGACUGGACAUCUGCUGUGUCCAGUGCUUGUUCA